CGUCAACUCCAUCACCAUCAAUCCGACAACUUUUUUUUUUACUCAUCGAUAUUUACAUUGAUGUCGUGCCCGCCCAAAGUCUCAAUAUUCAGAUAAACGUCGAUUCCGCUUUGUCAGACGACAAGCAUCCGUCCGCCUUGAUGAUCCGCUCUGGCAACACAAUACAGCGGCUGCCACCCCAGAAAGCAACUGAUCCGGACCUCAUCGCAAUCCGUGCCAAGCUGCUCAACGCCCUCGCUGUCAAGGCUUCCACGCUCGUCACUCCUCGGUCCUCGCGCGCCGCUUCUCCCGGCGCAACUCCUCGUCUGCGAUCCCGCCGUCCGGCCCACAGCCCGUCUCCCCGCGUCGUCAUCGGUCCCAAGGCCAUCGACUUGCUGCCCGUUGAGCUGGCAAGUUUGCGCCUUUCGUCGCCACUCAUCGUUUCGAGCCCUUCUCGAUUAAAGAUCGCUCGGAAGAUCCAGGCCAUCAUUCCAAAUCUCGAUUCUCGCAUCCUCAGCUCCGCCGUCAUCACUGUACCUACUCGAAUCUCCGGCCGAGACUGUGUUAUUAGUGUCGGCAGUGGUUCAGCUGUGACUCUAGCCCGGGCUGUUAGUUUACGCAAGGGGAUCCCGCAUAUUUGCAUCCCGACAACAUUCAGUGGUAGCGAGAUGGUUUCCGAAAGCAGCACCACAGUACCCCGUGAGCGUAGUGCCAGUAAAGGAAGCAACUCCAGGGCAGCAAGAGCGAUUGCCCGAGAGUCCAAAACACUCCCUGCUGUCAUCAUCUACGACGACGACCUUACCACGAGCUCACCAACCCGGUUCUCUGCACCCAGCGACGAGGAUAUUAUGGAGGACCGAGCCGAACUACACACCAAGUCAGAAGACGCCUGUUGGAGCUACAUCAAUCUUCCAGGUUCUUGUAUUGGCGAGGAGUACCUGAGACUCCGAUUUUCAUACUGUACACCCAAUGGCGCCGAUUUCUCGGACUUCAGAUGGAUUUAUGCGACAUACACGACAUGCGACCACUACCUGCUGCCCCCCAACACCAUCGGGCAUGCCAUGCGAGCCCGAGAAGCCAGUGCCCGGCCCGCCGAGUGCGCAAGCGCUCUGCGGAAUCUGAGGCCUGACGCUUCUACAAGAUGGCGACUGAAGACCGAGUCCCAAAGGAUGCUCAAGAAGACAUGAGCAGUUCAGGGGAUGACGCCACCAUCUGAGCCUCUGAGGCUUUGUUUCAAGAGCAGGAACCCCAACUGCCUCUGCUCAGAUCAAACAAGAGACCAUCUCACACCUCGAGUCAAAACUUGGGGUUGGAAGAGACUCAUCAUUGGAGCCUGCUGGGCUUCGAACUACCACGGGGCCGCUGGGCCCCGGAAUCCACCCUCAAAAGCCGUGUAGCAUCGGCCGAGGCGUGUUUUGUUUCGACUCGAUGGAGGGGCUCUUGGUUAUUUCACUCUGUGAUGCCUUCGUUUCGGAAGACCACCAACUGCAUACGGGUCGUUGGAUGUCCGUCUACUAGGACGGACUUCUUUGAAUCGCCGGAUAGCUAGCUCCUACUGCUAGUGUUAUCAAUAAGGCUUCUUGCCGACUUAUAAUAUGGCUAGACUCUCU
Fusarium vanettenii 77-13-4 is the source of this 1589-nucleotide messenger RNA. RefSeq lists its product as uncharacterized. The record is from RefSeq and is a predicted model, not a curated record. The transcript is spliced from 2 exons. The coding region runs from base 141 to 1166 and encodes 341 amino acids. Lineage: Eukaryota; Fungi; Ascomycota; Sordariomycetes; Hypocreales; Nectriaceae. Gene Ontology annotation, molecular function: metal ion binding; oxidoreductase activity.